Messenger RNA from Asparagus officinalis (garden asparagus), 713 nucleotides. RefSeq lists its product as uncharacterized. The transcript has 3 exons. Bases 1 to 531 code for a protein of 176 amino acids. Lineage: Eukaryota; Viridiplantae; Streptophyta; Magnoliopsida; Asparagales; Asparagaceae. The record is from RefSeq and is a predicted model, not a curated record.
AUGCAGAGGUUCUCCCUAGAAGUUACAAAUAAAUUAAAGGAAAAUGUUAAUAUGUUCCCAAGCUUUCAAAUCUUCUUGAUAGACCCUGUAAAUGGCAAUAGAGAGAAAAAAAGUCAGACACUCAUUCUCCUCUCUCUUAAACUCCUCUAUGCAGUAGCCAGUAAGCGAGCGUCGCAAAAUAGGCUAGUUGGCCUCAGGAUUUUGAUAGAGAGUCAGCAUCGAGAAUCAAACGUAGUCACUAAGACGACGUUGUUGACUGUUGGUGGUCGGAAGAAGAGCUUGCCGGAGGGGGGAUUUUUGAAAUCUUGCUUCUUGUGUAGGAGGGAGCUUAGCCUAGACAAGGAUGUGUACAUGUACAGAGGGGACCAAGGAUUUUGCAGCGUGGAGUGCCGGUGCCAACAAAUUUUGCUAGACGAAAGAAGAGAGUUUGAAGCAUCAAAAAGAGAGUGGCAAAGAAUGCAAAACCGCCGCCAUGGUUUACCCAAAAUCAGAGAAUCUGAUCAUAGGAGGAGGGUUGCACUUGGGGCUUGACUAAUUUGGCUCAUGAAGAAAGAUAAAUUGGAACUUUUUUGUCAUCAUAUAAUUCUUUUCCGACAAAAAGAAGGAAAAACAAAAAAGGAAGAGAAAUUUAUACUUCCAAUACAUGCAUAUAUAUGUAAAAUUUAUGUCUAGCUACGAAUCUGCGAAGAACAAUCUGAGUUAAUUGUACAUUA